GAAAGACCUAGAAGCUUUGAGGGCGUGGUGUGCCAGAAACCCAGGACCUCCUGCUCACCCCCAGGGCCAUCUGGUCCAGAUCACUGCAGGGGGCAGUGGAUGGAGCUCUGCAGCCCAGUCUCUGGCAUCCUUGACCUGCCGGUGGCGACAGUGACAGUAACCUCUCCAGGACCAAGACAUGAAGGUCGCUGUGUUGGACCUGGGGUCUCUCUUUGCCAAGAUCUUCAAGACCUCCACAGCAUCCUCUGCAGUCCCCAGCCACGCUGGAGGCACAGCGACUGCAGGGUCAGUGGGCUCCAUCGCCAACACGUCCCCUAGUGAGGCGGCCACCCUGACUCUGUUCCCAUUGCUGCCUGCAGACACCACAGCCCCACGGGAGCCUGCUACCCCUCUGCACACCCCACUCCCUGCCUCGCACCCCAGGAACACGUCAGCCACCGGUAGAGGGGAAGCCGCAGGGUGCCCGGGAUCUCUGCCCAGCAGCCCAGGACCAUCCAGAGCACUGCCCUUAGUCCCCUACAGCAACUCUGCUGGCUCCGUGGCAUCAGUCGCUUUGCCCAGCCCAGGCGCUGUCUGGACGACCCUGCCCUCUGUCACCAUCCCUGUGGGCAGCAACAGCAGCACAACCUUGAGUCCACGGAACACUCGCCAGCUGCCAGGUCCGGGCGAGCGAGAGCCCACUCCGUGGAUGGCCCCAGGGCCUGGCCCAAAAACUCUGUUUUUCACCCUGCCAGACAUUGGCGAGGAAUGGGCUUCAGACAGUGACUCCCAGGAUGACCCAGAAGGAAGGGGGCUUUCCGAAGGACUCAGGAAGGGCAAUUCUGCAAAGAGCAAAGAGCCUCUGCCUACAAACUUUACAAGAAAUGUACAGAAAGCCAUUGAUAAAUAUGCCAGUGCGUUCCCUUCACCCUUCUCAUCCAGUGGGAGCAGCACGCCCACGGAGGCCCACAGUUCAUGGUCUUGCUCUUCCACGCAGAGUUCCGCCACCGGGUUGUCUACGGAGAGGAGCUCAGUUUCUUCUUGGAGAGAUGAUGAAUUUGACAAAGUCAACGCACAGAAAGUCCAGCAGCUGUUCUGGGAGGUUGAGGAAAUGCUGUUUGAAGGGAAAGUGAGUCCCCAGACCCAGAAUCUCCUGGCUGAAUGCAGUGAGUGGACAAGAAGAUUCCCCCAUCUUAGGGUGUUAGGAAGACAGCUCAUCCCACCAGCUGAUGAAGGUUUCCAACACUUCCAGGGGAGCCUGCCUAGUGCUGAUAGCCACAAACCUUCACCUCAUGUCCCUGACCACAGCAGCAGCAUCAGAGAGUUGUGUAUCUCUGGCUCUCAGAUAGUCCCAGAGGUACUUUCAGACUCUGACCCAACAGAUCCCGAUGGCCUACAAUUGGCUAGUCCCACAUCAUAUUCAUCCCUGAAAGAAGAGUUGUACCAUGUGGAUGGAAACAUUGAGGAAUAUUUUGCUUUCGACAGAAAACAAGAUGGAGAUGAGCGUCUUGAACAAAACCCAACACUCCGUGGCAGGAAGUGGCAUCGGCAUGGGCUUCCUCCCGUUUCCCCUCAUGACUGUGUCAGAGAUGCUGUGGCGGCAGAAGUGUUUGAUCACGUUUGGACCAAUGUGGUAGAAAUACUGGAAGACCUCAUUAGAAAAACCUGGGAAUCUUCACUCACAGAUGAAAAAAAGCAUAAAGAAAAACUGAAAGUAGCCGAAAAUCGAUCUCCAAACGUGCCCAUGCCUCGUGUCAGCAUGGAUGUUUCCAGCGUUCCUCCAUCCCGGAGCUCGGAAACUCUCCACGCGUCCUUGGCCUCCCACUUUAAUCCACCCCAGUUUUCUCAGCUCCAUCGCUUUUCCAGCAACUUCUAUAGCGACUUGAGUGGUGUAAUGACGAUUCAAGCCAAACCGCUUCAGCAGAGACCCACUUAUUUUGCAGAUAAAACACAGAAUGAGCAAGAUGACAACCUGUCUGGGGGAGGGGUCGGAGGAGCAUUUUCCAGGCACAAGCUGGGGCGCAUCCCAGACCCCCGGGGCCCACAGACUUCUGCUAAGAAGACACCCUUGCAUAGGAGAUUGCCUUCAAUUGCUUCAGACCCACAGAGACUGAGGACCCCCACUGUCUACAGUGAUGAAGUUUUGAGAGGAACCAAACUGCAAACUGGCAUUGAGCACCUGCCUUCCUCAGCAGUUCCAACCUCCAGGAGCCGGUUACCCCCAAUAGGCUCUGAGGCUGGCGAGCAGAACGGAGUGGCUUCCGGAUCCCGCCCGGUUUCUUACAGGGGACGGCACCCACAAAGCCGCAUGCUCAGUGCAGUGCCUGACAGCAUCGAGCGGUCACCCCUUCGAGAAAGAACCAUAGUGCUGGAGCACUUUUCAAGGCCCAGCACCACACACACCUUCCGGUCGGAUACGCCGCGGAAAGGUUCCCUGACGCCCAUGGACCUCGUUGCUCACACUUGGACAGGUCAAAGUAUUUUGACAGGUUCACAGUAUCUGCCCAGAUCCUAUCAGAGGGCAACUCUGACAGCAAGAAAGAGGUUCCAAGUGGCGUCGUGACACCUACUGCUGCAAAACGAUGCACUUGCUAGAACAUCGGAGGCCUUGGCCACACCAUCUGUCACCUGAAAGGCGGAGGAACCAGUAUUAGCUGGUGUAUAUGCUCAGCUCUCUGACAGCAGGGGAUGGUAGAAUACCCAAGAGAAACGCGAGAGAAUAAGUAGCUUAGUUCUCAACACUUGUAAAGCAUUGUAAAGAGAACAGAAGCUGAACUCCCUCACCCCUAUGGGAAGCAUGCCUGAAGCUCCGUGGGCUCCUGUGC
Acomys russatus (golden spiny mouse) is the source of this 2804-nucleotide messenger RNA. It is a transcript of the gene Fam149a, whose product is annotated as family with sequence similarity 149 member A. The record is from RefSeq and is a predicted model, not a curated record. The coding region runs from base 179 to 2542 and encodes 787 amino acids. NCBI's taxonomy places the organism in Eukaryota, Metazoa, Chordata, Mammalia, Rodentia, Muridae. The transcript has 14 exons.